AUGAUAACUGUCAGAGAAGCUCUGAACCAAGCUAUAGAUGAGGAGAUGGAAAGAGACGAAAGAGUAUUUGUUCUUGGAGAAGAGGUAGGAGUAUCCGGAGGAAACAAUGAGGUUACCAAAGGAUUGUAUGAGAAGUACGGGAAAUGGAGGGUCUUGGAUACGCCUAUAAGUGAGAUGGGAUUCACAGGCCUGGCUGUUGGGGCCUCUUACCUUGGCCUUAGACCAAUAGUUGAAUUUAUGACGUGGAAUUUUGCAUUGCAGUCCAUUGAUCACAUAAUCAACUCAUGUGCAAAGACGCUGUAUAUGUCUGGCGGAAAGAUUAGUUGUCCUGUUGUAUUCAGAGGGCCUAAUGGAUUCAAUCCAGGGUAUGCAGCCCAGCACACACAAGACUUCUGCAAUUAUUAUGGAGCUGUUCCUGGGCUCAAGGUUGUUGCUCCGUGUACAGCUAGAGACCACAAAGGGCUACUGAAAUGUGCAAUAAGAGAUGACAACCCUGUUGUGUUUCUAGAAAAUGAGACACUUUAUAAUGAUAUUUAUGAUGAUAUAGAAGAAGGAUACAUUCAGCCAUUGGACAGGGCUGUUAUUGAGGUUGAGGGUAAUGACAUUACUCUUAUUGGGAUUUCUCUCUCUGUGAAGGUAUGCAUGGAGGCUGCAGAAGCACUGAAAGAUGUGGGGAUUUCUUGUGAGGUAAUCAACCUUGUAUCAAUCAGACCUAUAGAUAAAAAAACACUGUUGAGCUCUGCCAAGAAGACAAAACAUGUAUUUGUGGUUGACUUUUCCUGGCCAUCAUUUAGUGUUGCUUCGGAGGUCUCUGCAAUAAUACAUGAACAAUGUUUUGGGGACCUGGCGGUGCCUGUUCAAAGAAUAAAUGGAGAAGAUGUUCCAACACCCUACUCGGAAGAAGUGGAAAGAAUGGCGUUCCCAACAUACUUGGACGUUGUGAGCUCUGUCAUAAAUAUUUACAAAAAUGGCAGAGAGCGAUAA
Molecule: messenger RNA, 984 nt
Organism: Encephalitozoon romaleae SJ-2008
Lineage: Eukaryota; Fungi; Microsporidia; Unikaryonidae
Product: pyruvate dehydrogenase subunit beta
Exons: 1
Coding region: 1-984 (327 amino acids)
Biological process (GO): pyruvate decarboxylation to acetyl-CoA
Molecular function (GO): pyruvate dehydrogenase (acetyl-transferring) activity
Source: RefSeq, a predicted model, not a curated record